AUGGAUAGCGACGGAGAGAACAACAGCGCCACCUCUACGCGACGGAUCCCGGAACAAAAGCUGUCCUGUGACCAAUGCAGACAACGAAAGGUCAAAUGCGAUCGUGAAGAUCCCUGCGGUCCAUGCCAAAGGAAGCAAAUACACUGUUCUUACCCAAUCGGCUUCAAGACAAGGGCAAAGAGACACCGUGCCUUAGUGUCUGAUGGCUACGAAGCCAAAUUGAACGACAUCUCGCUAAAGCUGGAUCAGAUCAGCCUCGCCGUUAACAACAUCUCCUCUCCCCUUCUCGGCUCAUCAGCCGCUCAUAGCGCCUUGGCUUCGCAUAUAACACCGCAAUCUUACUCAAACUCCCCGUCAGAGCCACUGAGAAAUAGCGACGAUGUAUCCUCGGAAUUGGAUGACGAUGUCACGCUCACUACCCAAGCGACAUUUGCAACUAACCUGCUACAGCAAGUUGUCGAUAGCAACAAAGGACCGGGCCAAGUACACGAACUCGAGAAAAAUCUUGAUGAGUUGCGGAAGAUCCUGAGCAAGGGAAAUGCAGGGAAUGUAGACCCUCAACUUAUUGAUACCCAGCAAACUCUUCAUCCGGCGGGACAGGGAGGUUAUCAACUUCCUCCGAUACAUCUAGCUAUGAUGGCUAUACAGAGACUUCGAGAGUCCCCUAGACUGAAAUGCUUUUGGUGUAUCGAGUUUGAGAGCAUCGGUCAGUUUGUCGAAUAUUUCAUGACAGUCUACUUUGGCAAACCAACACUUGCCGACCUUAUCAUCACCCACGCAGGGCUACAACGUCUUUUACUGGAAUGUGAAAAGAUGGAACAUGAUCAGGUCCUGAAGAAUGAGCUCAAGACACAGGGACUUCUCUGCCGACAAAAUCUCGAAACGAUAUUGGCUGGCCUUCCGUUCAAUCUACCAUGCACAGCCGAUUAUGUUCUCGCUCUAUACAUGGCGGCGACAUAUUAUCUUGACCGAUGCCGUAUAUCGCUAUCAUGGAACUGUCUCGCCGCCUCAGCCCAAAUGUGUCAGAGACUCGGCCUCAUUCGCGAAACCCUUUCAAAGCCAGAGACGCGAGAAGAAAAACAGCGCAGAGGUAAAAUAGUGUGUUGGAUCCACAUGCUGGACAAGAUGCUUUCGAUGCGCCUCAGUAGACCGUCUCUGAUACGAGUUGGGGAAAUCACACUGAACUUUGAAGCAUUGGAGACAUCUGGAAGCGACGGCCUACCACCCAUCCUGUCCAAAUGGACGGACUUCUGUGAUCUACAAGGCAGAGUAUAUGAUGAUUUGUACAGCCCUAGAGCUUUGAUGCUACCAGUUGAUGAAAGGGAGUCUCGGGCGAGAGAUCUUGCAGCAGAUCUGAAGAAGCUCUACCAUGGUAGGAAUGCAGCAGAGGACCGGUUCAUCGAGAUGUCUCGCCUGGGUGUUGGUGAUACAAUCACCGAUCUAUUCCAACGAGCUGACAAGAUAGCAUUCCUGUCAAUGCUUUGCCUUGUUUAUCGGGCCAUCAAACCCAAGCCCACAACAUCUUCUGCAUUCUGUGAUGAGUGUUUUGAUGUGGCAAAACAGGCACUUGAUGAGCAUAGAAUAUGCUUGUCUAUUUUGCGCCAUGCCGAAUCAGGCAUGCUUGAGCAUUACGUGCACUGGGCGUUCAUGGCGGUACCACUGAUACCGUUCAUCGUACUCUUCUGCCAUGCCAUCGAGACAUGUGAUCCAGUCCACCUAGAGAGCCUAGCAGCUGUAGUCGAAACAGCCCACAUCACCACAGAACUUCCCGACGUCUACAGAAAACAGCUUCGCUUAUUCAAGCUCAUGUACGAUGUCGCAUGCAAAUACGUAGGCUCUAGGGAAAGUAACACGACAAUCCAUGCCUCAGGUAGAAUACCCGACACACCUUUCGAGAUGCUUUUUGUUGAGGCUGGUGUCCCUCUUCCAGGGCACAUGGGCAUGCCGACGGGUAUGCAGAGUUUUCACGAUGGGUCGCAGCACGGUAGUGGUACAGGUUUUGGCAAUAUUCCGAUGGGGGACAAUGGGAAUUUGACGGAGUAUGGGGGUUUUACUCAUAGUAUGGAGCUGGGGAAUUGGUUUGAGCAGAACCAAGAGAUUUUCAUGAUGUUGGAUAAUAAUACGGAGCAGAACUUGUAG
Molecule: messenger RNA, 2139 nt
Organism: Fusarium pseudograminearum CS3096
Lineage: Eukaryota; Fungi; Ascomycota; Sordariomycetes; Hypocreales; Nectriaceae
Exons: 8
Coding region: 1-2139 (712 amino acids)
Biological process (GO): regulation of DNA-templated transcription; DNA-templated transcription
Molecular function (GO): DNA binding; DNA-binding transcription factor activity, RNA polymerase II-specific; zinc ion binding
Source: RefSeq, a predicted model, not a curated record